Paramecium tetraurelia is the source of this 1650-nucleotide messenger RNA. RefSeq lists its product as uncharacterized. Lineage: Eukaryota; Ciliophora; Oligohymenophorea; Peniculida; Parameciidae. The transcript has 4 exons. The record is from RefSeq and is a predicted model, not a curated record.
AUGAAAUAAUCUCAUUCCAAAAAGAAUCUAACCAGCAGUCUUUACAUAGCUAACAAUUAACAUACAGAACUAAUCGAUUACCUUAAACAAGAAAAUAAGCAAUUGACUGAGUAGUUGAAUGAAUUGAAGGGAUUGCUCUAAUUAAAUAAAAAGGCAUUGAGAAUUAUGACACCACAACAUAAUGAUGAAUAAAAUAAAGCUUUAUUGAUGGUUAUGAAAAACUUGUAAGAAGAAAAUGCCAAAUUGCAUAAUCAAAUUGAUAAACUCAUAGAAGAAAGGAACCAAGCAUAAAAUUAAGUAUUAAUAAAUUAAUAAAUCACUGAAGAGGCUUAACGACAUGAAAAAGAAUUAAUCUUAUCAUUAUAGAAUAAAAUCUUAACUUUAUAAAAUAACCUCAAUAAAGCUGAAUAGUAAUUAAGCAAGAUGGAAUAACUCAAACCUGAAUAUGAUGAAAUAUCAGGUAUUCUCAUUAAAUACAAGGAAAUUUGUGAACCUGACAAAAUCACUAUCAAACUUCAUAAUCAAAUAGAAAUGCUAAAAGCUGAAUUGAUAGAUUAGCUUAGGAAGAACAAACUCAUUGAAGCUGAAAAAUACAAACUAUAAGGAUUUAAUUUAAAACUAAUGAGUAAUCUAGUUCAAAUGAAGAAUACUGCUAUGACAUAUCAUGGGAAUAAACUAAUUAUUCAAUAAUAACAGACCAAUUAAGGAGCUGAAUAAUUGAUUAAAUUCUAAAAUAAUUUAUUAAAUGUGAUUAACAAAGAAGAAAAUGAAAAUUCCUCUGAAAAUGACGAUCACUCUUCAGUUGGUAGUUCACCCUUGAUGUCACCUCUACCGUUGAAACAGGAGAAUUAAGUGGCUAAAUAAAUGAAGGAAGUUCCUAAAUUAGAUCUCACAAAGGCAAAAUAAAUAUAGGAGAUAAAUGCUAUAAGACAGAUCUAAUAGAUGCAGGAUAUGAAAAAGUAGAUAGACCCUAAUAUUGCUGAAAAAAUCAAUAAGUAUGAGAGAAUGCUGGAGGAAUUGAGGAAGAACUAUUAAAGAGAAAUGUUAUUAAAUAAAACUCUUGAGACAUCAAAUAAUGAAUUGCAAAGAAAAUGCGAUGAUUUCGAAAGUUAAAUCUAAAUACUCAUAAAUUCAAACUUAAGACAUCAAGAGAAAUUAUAGAAAAUCAAUAAACAAUAUUAUUUUUUACAACAGUUUUACAUCAAUAACAAAGAUUAAGUGACCACAACUCAAAGUCAUAAUCGAAGAUUUUCCUAAAGUCCAACAGAACUUUCACAGGAAAUGAUCUUGGAUACUUCUUUUAUUGAUGCAAACGAAGCCAUAAUAUCGAAUGAGUUCCAAGAACAAAAAUUCAUACAACAAUAGAUGCUACAAUAACAAUAGUAGCAAUAACAAGCUUAGCAAUUCUAAUAAUAAAACUUCUACUCCCUUUAUUCUCCUAUUAACAUUGAAGAUUCCAAAAAGUUUCUGUUGGGUCUUGCUGAAUUAAUUUAUUGUGGAUUGUAGGAGAAAAUAGAAUAGAUGCAGCCAUAAUCAUAAGAAUAAUAGGAUUGCCAAGAAAAGAAGCAAUAGAAAUUCAGAUCUAUUAGUGACAUAAUCGAUUACCAACACAAAGGACUUUAAAAAUAUAAUUAUUUGUAACAAUAAUGA